CAACAAAUUUCACCUCCUUUGUUAUUUCUCAACACACACACACACACACACACACACAUAUGUAUAUAUACAUAUAACAGACUAUUCCCUUUAUUAAUCAUCCUUAUUCUGUUUAUAGUUUUAUCUUAUACUACUACUUAAUCACCAAUUUCUUAAGGAAAAGAUGGGUCGGAUUCCUUGUUGCGAGAAGGACAACGUGAAAAGGGGACAAUGGACCCCCGAGGAAGAUAACAAGCUCUCUUCUUACAUUGCUCAACAUGGCACUCGUAACUGGCGCCUUAUCCCCAAGAAUGCUGGUCUCGAAAGAUGUGGGAAGAGCUGCAGGCUGCGUUGGACCAACUACCUUAGGCCAGACCUUAAGCACGGCCAGUUCUCCGACGCAGAAGAGCAAACUAUCGUCAAGCUUCACUCCAUCGUUGGCAAUAGAUGGUCAAUAAUUGCUGCCCAAUUGCCCGGCCGCACAGACAACGAUGUCAAAAACCAUUGGAACACAAAGCUGAAGAAGAAGCUUUCUGGCAUGGGAAUCGAUCCAGUCACUCACAAACCAUUUUCCCACCUCAUGGCAGAGAUCGCCACCACGCUGGAACCCCCACAGGUGGCUCAUCUCGCAGAAGCAGCACUCGGCUGCUUCAAAGAUGAAAUGUUACACAUCCUUACCAAGAGAAGAAUUGAUUUUGUUGAUCAUCAGCUGCACCACCAGUCUAAUAAUGUAUCCAAAAUAGGAAGCACUAGUAAGCAGGAAGAUGAGUCGACCAUUGAGAAUGUCAAAGUUGGCUCGUCAAGGCGGACCAUGGCCAUGCAUGAACCCGAUCAUAUGUUGCCCCCAAACAAGCUUUGGGACUCGACUAUAGCUGGUGGGUCAAUUUUCGCAAAUUUUGUAGGCCACUCAUGCAGCGCAUUCUUUCCCUACUCUGAUUCUGGUUUUCAGUAUGAACCAUCGUCGUUUAGCAAUGAAAUAAGGGAAGAUGGAUCGUCAUGGAACCAGAGUAUGUGUAAAUAUACUGGAAGCACUACAGCAGGCGUGGCUGAUGCUGGGGAUCGGCAUCAUGGCCGUCCGUUUCCUGAAAAACAAGAAGAAAAUGGAGGUCAUGAUCAUGAUCAGUCGGAGUCGGGGGCUGGGGCUGGGGCUGGGAAAGAGAUUAGAGGGGAUGAAGCUCCAAUCAUAUUUAACACAGAAAACGUCUUAUGGGUUUUACCUUCUGAUCAUGACUUAAUGCAUAUCCAGUAGUACUCUAGUUAAUAAAUCAACACAAUUAUACUAUACAAAAGUAUUGAGUAGUGAAUUAAGUUUGAUGUAGCAACAAUAAUCAUAUAUGAAAAUGUAAAUAAAGCUCGUCUUAAUUACAAACUAUCACUGGAAAAGAAUAAUAAUUUAUUAAUACAUUAAUUUUUUUUAAUGCUAUAUCAAUUUCAA
Humulus lupulus (European hop) is the source of this 1414-nucleotide messenger RNA. Its product is annotated as transcription factor MYB80-like. The coding region runs from base 164 to 1228 and encodes 354 amino acids. The record is from RefSeq and is a predicted model, not a curated record. Lineage: Eukaryota; Viridiplantae; Streptophyta; Magnoliopsida; Rosales; Cannabaceae. The transcript has 3 exons.